CUAGGAGUGGGGUUUGCAACACGGCAGGUGGGGAAUGUGACUAAACCCACUGUGAUAAUCAGCAGCGAGGGGGACAAAGUAGUGAUCAGGACUCAAAGCACUUUCAAAAACACAGAAAUCAGCUUUAAACUUGGAGAGGAAUUUGAUGAAACUACCCCCGACGAUAGAAACUGCAAAUCAGUUGUGACCCUGGAUGGAGACAAGCUAGUGCAUGUACAGAAGUGGGACGGCAAAGAGACAAACUUUGUGAGAGAAAUAAAGGAUGGCAAAAUGGUCAUGACUCUCACCUUUGGUGAUGUGGUUGCUGUUCGCCACUAUGAGAAAGCGUAGAGUUUACCUGACCUCUGUCCAGAUGUUACUUCUGCUGGAUGGAUUAACGUACCGUCCAUAACUGAACGUAGCUAAAAUGCACACUUCUGGCAUGAAAGGUUAAUAAAAAGUUGGGGGGAGGAGGAGGGCGGUGUUUUUUUUUUUUAAAAAAAACCUUUAUGCCAUCAAAUUGGCAAGCUUGUGCUGUAUAGUGAAACAGGUUAAACGGCAUUAAAUUUCUGAAACACUUGCCUCUCUUUUUUUACAGUAAAUGGAACAUAUUUGAAUUGUUUUGGAAUGCAGAUCAAACAGAAAUUAAAAAGUUUUUUAAACCUGUG
This is a messenger RNA of Tauraco erythrolophus (red-crested turaco), 647 nucleotides long. The record is from RefSeq and is a predicted model, not a curated record. NCBI's taxonomy places the organism in Eukaryota, Metazoa, Chordata, Aves, Musophagiformes, Musophagidae.